This is a messenger RNA of Elaeis guineensis (African oil palm), 3235 nucleotides long. The record is from RefSeq and is a predicted model, not a curated record. NCBI's taxonomy places the organism in Eukaryota, Viridiplantae, Streptophyta, Magnoliopsida, Arecales, Arecaceae.
CCUCUCCUCUUGUUCGCUUCCUCUCCUCACAUGGACGAAUAGCCUCUCCGCGCCCGGGAAUUCUAGGAUUUUUCACCCCCCGAUCUCGUCUCUUCUCAGGAAGCUGAAGCGGGUUGGGAGCUCUUGUUUCGUCGAGAGGAGUCUUGCAUUGGUUUCUGUUUCUUGUUGAAGUUUGGAGAUGGAGUUUUGGUUAUUCUUUAAGAGUUUUUUUGGAUAACCGUGAUCAAGAUUUGUAUCAUCUUUUACUCCAACGAAAUUGAAGCAUCCGAUCGCUGAUCGCGGUCUUUAUUCUAAUGCAGAGCAUUCUCUGGGCUGACAUUUUCUUUAAAAAUAAAUUUCACGAAGGCUUUUAGCUUUUUGUUCACGCUUUGUCAAGCAUGGAAUAAGGAUUACAAGGAUAAUUGUCAGUGGGUCUUGCCAGAAUAAAGUUGAUAUUUUUAUGGGAAAAUUGGUAUGGCUAUGGCGGUGAUCUUGCCGAUGGUAGGACAUUAAUGACAAGACGGUGUUGAGGCAAAAACUCUUUGCGGAAAAAGCUUGACUUCUUCUGUAAUGUUUUCUGGAAGAAGGAUGGUAUAUGUGUGUCUACAUGAAUUAAAAUACACACUGAUUUAUAUAUUCAAGGGAAAACUUCAUGGAUGGGAUUGCAUGAUGUUUUCAUUGAAGUGAAACAACUGAGGCCAAUACAGGGAUUGGUUAUGUGUUACCUUUCAUCACUAACGCUGCUUAGUUUUUUAGUUGUUUGAAAUUUAGGUGUAAUCGAUGUUUUGACCCAGAUAUAAUCGGAGGCACUGACAGAAAUCAACUGUUACUGGUCAUCGUUGAAUGCUGUAGAUAUGGAUUGUGUUUGAGUAGCAGUCAGAUUGGGACUAUAAUCUUUUGUGUCAGGGUUCUAUGAGAUCUCUUCGUAAUUCUUUUUACUUGCAAAAGCUGCCUGUAACUUUUUUGGUUCAAGAUCAUUUUUUGAUAAAAAUCAGAUGGUAUAUAUAUCUCAUGCAUGUUGGUUUCAUUAUCUUCCAAAAUGCUUUCAACCAACACUAUUUCAUGUCGGUUUUGUAACUCUGCACUACUUCAUAGUUAUUCCAUUGUGAAGAUCAACAAGCCUAUUUGAGCCUUCUUGAGUAAAUCCCUACCCAGUGGGUAGACUUGUUGUGGUGGAAGCCGAUAGCUGUGUUGCUGUUUGAACCAUCAAUUCUAGUAUUUAAAAUAGAAAGAAUCAUUUCACAUCUUGAACAAGUGAUUGUGAAAAGAAGCUGGAGGGUUGAAUUGCAUGUAGUGAUGAUCAUGAGAUUUUUAUAUUCAUGACUUUAUAUCACUCCUAUUGUGGGAAAUAACAAAUAGCUUCCGAGAUAUCUUAUUUUCUUUGCUAUAUAGCCAAUACUGCAGGACCCUCAUCUCAUACAUUCAUGGAAGUUCUCAAAGCAGUUCUUAAGCAAGCUUCAGCAACUAAUGAACGUGUUGCUAUAAGAGCUGAACAGAAGAGUUAUAGCUAUCUACAACUCGGUGCAUCUGCGUUGAAUGUUUCCAACUUAUUGCGCAACAAAGAUGUUAAAGGCACUGAUGGAAUGAGAUACCUUGACGGAGCUCAGGUAGGAAUUGUGGCUAAACCUUCUGCUGAAUUUGUUGCUGGGAUCCUAGGAACUUGGCUUUGUGGAGGUGUUGCAGUUCCACUUGCACUCAGCUACCCAGAAGCAGAGCUUCUACAUGUGAUGAAUGAUUCGGACAUUUCCAUGAUUUUGAGCACUCAAGAGCAUCAACAACUUUUGGAGAAUGUGGCUUCUAAAUGUUCUGCUCAUUUAUCUCUUAUUCCUGCUGUCACCAGCAUGGAGCAGUCAGGUAGUACAGCAGACAAUUUGGUUGCCAAGUUGAUUGGGGAAAUUGAGGAUUCAAGAGUAGCUGAAGGUGAUGACCCUGCUCUGAUUCUUUAUACGAGUGGUACAACUGGUAAACCAAAAGGUGUUGUGCACACACACAAAAGCAUAAUUUCUCAGGUCCAAAUUCUGACAGAGGCAUGGGAAUAUACAUGUUCGGAUCAGCUUCUUCAUUGUCUACCUUUACACCAUGUGCAUGGUCUCUUUAAUGCUUUACUUGCACCUCUUUAUGCCGGAGCUGUGGUUGAGUUUAUGCCAAAGUUCAGUGUUCGUGGUGUGUGGCAGAGGUGGCGUGAAUCAUACCCAAAAGAUGGAAGCAUUGUAGAUGGUGCUAUUACUUUGUUUACCGGAGUUCCAACGAUGUACGCUCGACUGCUACAAGGCUAUGAAACCAUGGACUCAGAUCUACAAGUAGCUUCUGCUUCAGCUGCAAGUAAAUUGCGACUCAUGAUGUGUGGGUCUUCAGCACUUCCAUAUCCAGUCCUGAAACAGUGGGAAGAAAUAACAGGCCAUCGUCUUUUGGAGCGCUAUGGCAUGACUGAGUUUGUCAUGGCAUUAUCCAAUCCUUUGCAUGGUACUCGAAAGGGAGCCACAGUUGGCAAUCCUCUUCCUCGAGUAGAGGUCAAGAUUAUUCCGGAAGACGGGAGUGGAGCUGGAACAACUGAAGUGGGCGAGCUUUGUGUUAGAAGUCCUUCACUGUUUAAGGAAUACUGGAAGCAGCCUAAGAUAACAAAGGAAUCAUUUAUUGAUGGUGGAUUUUUCAAGACUGGUGAUACAGUUACAGUGGAUGAGGACGGAUACUAUAUAAUCUUGGGACGUACAAAUGCUGAUAUCAUGAAAGUUGGUGGUUAUAAGCUCUCAGCUCUAGAGAUUGAAUCAGUGCUUUUAGAGCAUGAGGUUGUCUCAGAGUGCUGCGUUCUGGGCUUACCUGACAAGGACUAUGGUGAAGUUGUAUGUGCUAUAAUUGUGCCUCAGGCGGAUGCAAAGAGAAGAUCAGAGCAAGAACUGAAACCAGCUAUUAGCUUGGAGGAACUGCAGAGUUGGUCCAAGGAGAAACUAGCUCCAUACAAGAUUCCAUCAAAAUUGUUUUUAUGGGAUUCCCUUCCUCGAAAUGCCAUGGGAAAGGUGAACAAAAAGGAGCUGAAAAAAUUACUAGGACAGUGAUGAUCUUUCUAGUGUCAGAGUCUGGAGGCCACAACUUUGGUCAGAUAUGCUUGUAAAAAAAAUGUAGCUAUAAAUAUGGUUAAAUAAUUAAUUGCCCAUCCAUUUGCUUUAGGUUGAUAGGACAAUUAUUAUUUUCUGAAGAGGAAAUUUGAAAGUGUUUCAAUUAUUGCUAAAAUAACUACAGAAGGCAUUUAGCUGUUCAA